AUGUUGCGGGCCCAUGUGAUGCUGGCCCCUCGCGCGGCACCUGGAGCGGCCCUUCUUCCCCGAGGCCCGAGACCGUCGCCCCGGAGGCGGCGGGCCGACUUGGUGCCACGUGGGGCCGACGGCGGUGAGCGCCGUGGCGCGCGGUAUGGCUUAGCGGACCUGGUGGCACUGUCCGUGGCCUCCACCGUGGGCUCCGGCGUCUUCUCCUUGGCCGGUCGGGUGGCCUCGCAGGAAGCGGGGCCCGCGGUGGUGCUCUCGUUGGGCAUUGGAGCGAUGGGAUGUUUACUGAGUGCGACGGCCUAUGCCGAGCUGGCAAGCCGUGUGGUGGCGGCUGGGUCGGUGUACGCCUACGCCCAGGCCACUGGGCUGGGCCGAUCUGCGAUGGCCGUGGCAGCACUGUGCCUCAUUGUGGAAUACUCCUGGAGCUGUGCUGCCGUUUCAGUCGACUGGUCUGGAAAGCUCUUGCGUGCUGACUUCGGCCUUCCCUUUCUACAGGUUUUGGACCCUGCGGUGCUUUUAGUGCUGUUCUGCACCGGUUUGCUGAUCAAUGGCACCAAGGCCUCGAGGCUCUUCACCAACGUGAGCACAGUGGCGAAGGUGGGCUUGAUCCUCUUCUUGAUCGCCACUGCACUGAUGGCCUUCGAUGCCAAGAACUUACAACCCUUCAUCCCAGAGGAGUACGGCAUCUCUGGAAUUCUACGUGGUGCUACUGACUCUUUCUUUGGUUUUCUGGGCUUUGAUGCUGUUUGUGCUCUUGCACUUGACACCAAGGAUGCCCGGCGAGUUGUGCCCAAUGCUCUCUUCUUGGGCCUCUUUGUCUCAGGGGGUCUUACAUGCCUUGCAGGCUUUGCCUUGGUCUCGGCAGUGCCCGCCUCGCGCUUGGAUCCUGCAGCGGGCUUUGUCUCCGCCUUUGAGAUCUUGGGCAAUGACUUUGCAGCUGCAGUGGUGACCGUGGGAGAGUUGUUGGUGCUCCCAGUGGUCGCGUUUGGCUGUUUGUUGCCGCUUGGGCGACUGCUUUGCUGCUUGGCGGAGGAUGGAUUCUUACCAGCUCCACUGGCACGACGCGAUGCCAGCGACGAGCCGCUCCUUGCGACGCUGCUGGGCGGCGCGGCGACGGCCAUCUGUGCUGGCUUGGUGCCCUUCGAGGAUUUGAAUGACAUUUGCAGUGCGGCAGUGCUGAGUUGUUUUAUUUUGGCAUCAGUGUCAGCAGUCGUGUCACGACAAGAAGGUGCUUUGCAAGAGCAGCUGCGUGGGUUGCUGGCCGUCUUCGUCCCCUGCACCUUCUUCUGCCUCCUCCUGCUGUCGCCUCGCUGGACCACUGACACAGCCCUGGCACCCAUGCUGGUCCGACAGCUGGGAGGUGAACCGACAGCAUUGCUUGAGUUGAUUGCGCUGCUCCUCGCCUCCGCGGCAGUCUCUUGCGCCGUAAAAGUUCAGGAACUUGCACAGGCGCCUUCCAGUGGCUUGGCCUUUCCUCCAGCCGUGCACUUGGCCGCAGUCGUUGGCUCCGCAGCCCUGCUGACCACCCUUCCAGCCUUCAGCCUCGUCUCCUGUUCUGCGGCCCUGGUGGCUGUUUGGGUCGCCUCAACCUGA
This is a messenger RNA of Durusdinium trenchii, 1593 nucleotides long. NCBI's taxonomy places the organism in Eukaryota, Dinophyceae, Suessiales, Symbiodiniaceae. The record is from the annotation of a GenBank genome assembly.